ACUGAGGGAGCAAGCAUGGCGGCCUCUAUUGCCAGGGGCUGCCGGGCUGCAAUGGCCCUGGGCCGGAGCUUUCGAUGCGCCUGGGUUCUGCGCCCUGCGCCGGCCUCUGUCGCCUGCCAGACCCUCGCGGGGCCGAGCUGGCGGCAGAUCACUGGACCUUCUGAGCCCGGCGCGUUCCAGCCACCGCCGAAACCGAUUAUCGUGGACAAGCGCCGUCCCCAUCGCCGGGAAAGCAGGUUCUUGAGUCCUGAAUUCAUUCCUCCAAGGGGAAGAACAAAUCCUCUGAAAUUUCAAAUAGAAAGAAAAGAUAUGUUAGAAAGGAGAAAAAUACUUCACAUUCCAGAGUUCUAUGUUGGAAGCAUUCUUCGUGUUACUACUGCUAACCCAUAUGCCAAUGGAAAAACCAGCCAGUUUCUGGGAAUUUGCAUCCAGAGAUCAGGAACAGGACUUGGAGCUACUUUUAUCCUUAGGAAUACUAUUGAAGGACAAGGUGUUGAGAUUUGCUUUGAACUUUAUAAUCCUCGAAUACAGGAGAUCCAAGUAGUCAAAUUACAGAAACGGCUGGAUGAUAGCUUGCUAUACUUGCGAGAUGCCCUUCCUGAAUACAGCACUUUUGAUAUGAAUAUGAAGCCAAUAGCACAAGAACCUAGCCAAGAAGUUCCUGUUAAUCAGCUGAAAGUAAAAAUGAAGCCCAAGCCGUGGUCCAAACGCUGGGAACGUCCAAAAUUUAAUAUCAGGGGGAUCAGAUUUGAUCUUUGUUUAACUGAAGAGCAAAUGAAAGAAGCCCAGAAGUGGAGUCAGCCAUGGCUUGAGUUUGAUAUGAUGAGGGAAUAUGACACUUCAAAAAUUGAAGCUGCAAUAUGGGAUGAAAUUGAAGCAUCAAAAAAUUCCUGAUCUGAGAAUGAGUUUGGUUACUUGCAGAGGAUAUACUGUCUCUCAGAGGAUUUAUUUAGAAACCAAUUUAAUCUCAUAUAUAAGGACAUAGUCAUUAAAUCAACCAAACAUUCAUUAUUUUAUGAAUAUUAUUUUAAAAAUUAGCACACCAGUUUAUUACUUUAAAAAGAAAAAUGUACAUGCCAAGUGGUCUGAUGUCCAUUCUCUUAAUGGAGGCAAAGCUACAAUAGAGUCAAACUGUUACCAGAAUGGUCUUCAUUGAGCUUGGAAUCUGAGCAAGGAAGUGGAUAGGAUGAUUUUUUAAAUUUGUGAAGUAAAUUAUAAAUUCAAAAAGUGUAUGAUUUAAAGAGUAAUAAUAAAAUGAGCAUUCAUAUACCCACCA
This is a messenger RNA of Balaenoptera ricei (Rice's whale), 1276 nucleotides long. RefSeq names its product mitochondrial ribosomal protein L19 (gene MRPL19). Gene Ontology annotation, biological process: translation. Gene Ontology annotation, molecular function: structural constituent of ribosome. The record is from RefSeq and is a predicted model, not a curated record. The coding region runs from base 16 to 894 and encodes 292 amino acids. The transcript has 6 exons. NCBI's taxonomy places the organism in Eukaryota, Metazoa, Chordata, Mammalia, Artiodactyla, Balaenopteridae. Gene Ontology annotation, cellular component: ribosome; mitochondrial large ribosomal subunit.